Alternaria atra is the source of this 1359-nucleotide messenger RNA. RefSeq lists its product as uncharacterized. The record is from RefSeq and is a predicted model, not a curated record. Bases 1 to 1359 code for a protein of 452 amino acids. Lineage: Eukaryota; Fungi; Ascomycota; Dothideomycetes; Pleosporales; Pleosporaceae. The transcript is spliced from 5 exons.
AUGUCAGCCGUAGACCAGCUCAAGCAGCAGAAUGCUGCACUUCAAUCGAGUGUUGGAAACAUCUCCAAAGUCGCUGGAUCAAGCACAACGAAGCCAACCACUACGACUCCAGCGAAAACAGUAACAUCAGCUGCCAAAGCUACCCCGGUGAAGAAGCCCGCUGCGACAGUUACUGAUACCGCAGGAUCAGCUGCUACACCAGUAAAGAGAGUGCCGAGGAAGUUAAAUGCAGCAGGCGCGUCUGCUACAACGCCUGCGAAAGCGACUCCAGCUGCGACUUCAACGCCGAUAAAGAAGCCAGUAACCGCUGCUUCAGCGAGCAAGCCAGUGUCUUCUACUACGGCUGUAAAGAAAACGCCCGUCACUACAGGCAAAACACCAGUCAUUGAAGCUUCGAAGCCCGCACGACAACGCACACCUCUCGGUACUACCAAGCCACUGCCAAUACGCAAGAACCCGGUUACAGGUGCAGCGCAAUCUCAGCCUGCAAGUGCUGUCAGUAAGACGACUAGCACUGCCCCAGUGAAGAAGACGGCGGCAGCGGCGUCUUCUACCACAGCAAAGCCUACCCCAGCCAAAGCUACGCCCGUGAAGAGGACGCCAGCCAAGGUGAACCCAGACGGUACAGCCCCCACCAAAGUAAACCCUGACGGUACUUACCCAACCCCUCUCUCCGUAAUAAAAGCUCAUCCCGCUCCAGGCCAACCCACCCCUCAGUCCACCUUAACGCCGAAGAAACAACCCGGCAUCGUUGGCAAGGGAAUCAAUACCGCCACAGGCACUCUGAACAAGACUGUUGGUACGACGACGGGAGGUCUCAACACCAUCACCGAUUCUGCUACUACGGGUGUAAACAGCACAGUCAAUGGGGUGACUGGAUAUGCUGGCAAGGGACUGGACAAGCUACCCGGUGGCGUAGGAAAGCCAGUCAAGCAUGUAACGGACAAUGUUGGCAAAACGGCUACGGGUGCGGUUGACAACGCGUACUAUACCGUUGGCUCGGCGACCAAGGGCGUGCAAGGUACUGUUAGCAAGACAACUGGCGCUAUUGGAAGGGGUGAUGUCAAGGGUACUGUCGCUGGUGCGACGAGUGGAGUUGGCAACACGGUGACUGGAGUAGGCAAAGGCGUAGGAAACACCGUAGGCGAUGGUCUCGCUGGUCUCGGAAGCACUGUAGGUGGUCCUGUCGGCGGGGUUGUUGGAAACGUGGGCAAAGGUGCCAGCAACGCUGUUGGUGGCAUCACCAGCGGAGUUGGCGAUGGCGUAAGCAAGCUUGGAAAGGGCGACGUCAUUGGCGGCGUUGGAAAAAACGUUGACCCGAGCACCAUUGGAGGGAUUCCUGAUACCGAAUCCCAGUGA